This is a messenger RNA of Uloborus diversus, 6216 nucleotides long. RefSeq lists its product as uncharacterized. The record is from RefSeq and is a predicted model, not a curated record. Gene Ontology annotation, cellular component: cell surface. Bases 1 to 6216 code for a protein of 2071 amino acids. Gene Ontology annotation, molecular function: heparin binding. NCBI's taxonomy places the organism in Eukaryota, Metazoa, Arthropoda, Arachnida, Araneae, Uloboridae. The transcript has 27 exons.
AUGUGGGAGCUGGUCUUUCUAUUGGCUGCAUGGCUGGUCCAUGCCCCGACUAUCAGCAAUGGUCAAUCCUUGGAGCCAUCCACUUCUUCUGAAAUCGAAUUUAUGUUUGAAAAGAUGGCCGAAGAAAUGCUUUCAUCCAUAAGUGCAGCAUUUUCAAGGUCUCCUACCCGCUCGAAAAGAGAACUUGCGUUUGACCCUAAAGUAUCCCUUGUUGACGACACAGACCUUAUGACCGAUAUUUACAUGGCGUUUACUUUAGGAGUCUUCAGACUACAGAGCGUUACACCAGUACAAAGGCUUUGUUCUCCAGCUGUUUUUUCAACGUUUCUGGACAUUGCGAAUAACACAUACUGUAUUUGCGUAUCUUCUGAAACAGAAUAUUCCUUUGCUUCUGUGACAGUAGGAAUCUAUAAGGAUCGUUCAUGGAUGCCAAUUAAAGAAUGGGCUGUUGGAAGAGCUGAGACUGCUGCAAUGUUUUACUACAAUCAACUCCUGUACGUUCUUGCAGCUGAUACUGUAAGAGAUGGAAUAGAUCUGCUGAGAAUAGAUUUAAGGACUGGUGAUAAAGACUUGGUUAAUACUAUACCCGGCAAAUAUCCGUCUAAGGUGUCUAUCUGGACCAUGAAAAAAGACGGUAAACAUCACAUGGCGGUAGCGAGUUUCAUUCCAUCCGAUGACUCUGUCUUCACUUCACAAAUUUCUCUUUACGAAUGGAAAGAGACUUAUUUCGACCAGUACUCCUCGAUUCAAGCUUACGAAGUGAAAGAUCUAGAACCUUUUCACAUACAUGGACAUGCGUAUUUAGCAGUCGCAAAUUUUCGGAGAACAUUAGAUCAAGUGGAAGUAGAUUCAGAAAUUUUCAAGUACGAUUUAGACGAAAAUGUGUGGACUUCAUACCAGAAGAUCCGAACCUAUGGUGCCAUGGAUUGGGAGUACUUUACCCUUGGAGUUAGCUAUGGGCAAGAAUUUUUCUUAGCAGUUGCAAACUUUGGUGGCCUAGGUUCUUCCGAAGCUAAAUCGAUGAUUUAUAAAUUUGUGAAAGAUAAAUUUGUUCCAUUCCAAUGCAUCUCGACAGUUUCUGCUACUUCUAUUGCCUCUUUGAAGAUGGAUUCUGCCUUUCUUCUCGCAGUUGCAUGUUACAACGACGCAGUCUAUCUUUAUCAGUACGACGGAUGGCGGUUUGUGAGAACCAGUAUCCAAUACACUCAAGGAACAAUGUCUUAUGGAACCAUCCACUUGAAGUUUCACAGUACUUUGCACCAAUUGGAAAAUAAAGCAAUUCUAAGUGUAAGUAACCCAUACCAUCCAGCAGAUCUAACAGUUUAUGAAAUUGGAUUUGCUUAUGAGAACAGGCUUCAAGCUUGGCACGAUAAAAGUUCAGAGUGGUGUUUGAAGACUUUAACAAAAUUGGAAGAGAAUUCGAUUGAAUCCGCUGCAAGUGCCUUGAGCGAUGUGAUCUUCGUAGAUCAGCCUUCAGUUACAGUUGAUGGGAACAUCAUAUUUGAAAAUGGCUUUGAAGCCAACAGGUUAACAACUCCUCAUCUAAAGGAAAUAAUUACUGAAGAAGUAUACAACGGAAGCUUGUUGUUGAAGUUGGACGAAUUAAGACAAAGACUUGAGGCAAUUGAUACGAAGUUGAAAGGUUUCACGGAUGUUGUAGACCAUGCUUUCAGGCUUGAUGGUGAUCAAUCUGUUCAAGAUACGCUUGAAUUUCAAGAUGUCAUUUUCGAUUGUAUGAACCAUAAAUGUCAGUUUGAUGAAAUAAAGACUACUUUCCUGAACGGAGAGGAUAUAAGAGAUUGGAAAAAUCAAUUGGUUUUCCUUGAUGGUCGGCAGCCUAUUAGUGGAACUCUUUUUGCUGAAAAUGUUGAUGCGAGGAGCGUUAUUGUUAAAGGUUUAAUUGAUGGAAUAAAUACUGAUAAUUUAGUGACAAAAACUGGAACACAUGUAAUAACUGCGGAAAAGAUAUUUAAGGGCUCCUUUACUGCAAAUAAUGUGGAAGUCACUGGACUAGUUGAUGGUAUUAAGAUUUCUCUUGAUAAUAUUUUGUUGACGAGUGGACAUCAAACUAUUACAGGCAACUUAACUUUUGAGGAUAUUGAUACAACGUGGCUAGAAGCUGAACUUGUAAACGGUGUGGAUUUAUCAAAGUUCUUGAAUGAUAUUGUUCUCAUGGAUAAAGCAUACACAAUAACUGGUUCCAAAGUAUUUGGCGAUGUAGUUAUCUACGAUUUGACUAUGGUACCUGGAUCUACCAUAAAUGGAAUAAACAUAGUCGAUCUGUGGGCUAAUGUAUUUUGGAAAGAUGGUAGUCAAGAAAUUAAAGCUCCAAUGCAGUUUUCAACAGUGUCAUUCGACAAAAACCUGCAAGUUACUGGAAGCAUUAAUGGACUACAAAUACCUGGUCCUAGAGUCGUCGACAUAACUCGUAAUGUUGAGAUAUCAGCGCCUCAAGAGUUUUCUGCUCCAACAAAAAUGGUCCAAUUAAAUGUGCUGAGCUCCUUAAACGGACUUGGAGUGAUACCUACUACAGGAACUCUUCCGCAGCUCGAUAUAAUGUUGAAAGUUGGUGAUCAGUUGGUUACAGGUAAAAAAACAUUGCAAACAAUCCACUUGGAUGCUGAUAGCUAUGUUAAAGGCACUGUGGAUGGAGUUGAUCUUUCAGAGCUCAAACUUAUGGUAUUGCGCCGCAAUGAACCAGUGGCUUCAAAUAGUACAUGGACAUUCAACCAUUUGGUUGUCAAUGGUCCCCUUACAGUAAAAGGCCGUAUUUCGGGCAUAGACAUCGAUGAUAUAUUUAACAGAGCUUUGUUGUUGAACGAGACGAUGCUUCCUGACAUGCGGUUUGAAGAUGUUGUGCAUAUUAAAGAUCUUAAAAGUGAUGACAUCAACGGCGUAAACAUUAGGAGAGAUUUAGUUUUGAAGAAUGAACCGCAGUCCAUUACUGGGGACAAGACUUUCGAAAACGUAUUUUUGGAAGAAGACAGUGUAGUGAGAGGUUUAGUAAACAAUCAAAACUUCAGCUUCUUGAAUGAUACUCUAUUCAAAAUUGGAAAUCAAGCUAUUAAAUCAAAAGUUUUCAACAAAAACGUAGCAAUGAAGGGUCUCACUGUUACUGGAUCCAUUAAUGGCAUUCCUUUUGAUCAAUUUGUAACUCUGACAGAUAACCAAACUAUUUCGGGUGUAAGAUACUUCAAAAAUGUGACGUUUGAAGAGCUGGACGCUAAUGGUGUAGAAAUCACGGGAAAAGUCAAUGGAAUAGAUAUUGAUGAAAUGAUUAAGGACACAAUGACCUACGAAGGUGUGCAGACCGUAACUGGAAGAAAAACUGUAAAAGGCACGAUACACGUUCCUUCUGGAGUCAAUUUAGAAACGAAUGAUCUCAAUGGAGUCGAUUUGGAUGAGUUAUGGAAUGAUGCAGUGCUUCUGGACGUACCACAGCAAAUUUCUGGAAAAAAAACUUUCGCAGAUUUAGUAACUUUUGAUGACCUAUCAUUCCAGUCAACAAUUGAUGGAGUUACAGAAUGGGAUAUAAAAUACAACUGGAUGUUGAGUGAUAUUCCUCAAUUGAUACAGGGUAACGUACUAUUUGCAAAUGGACUCUCGGCUGAAAAUGUUAAUGCUAAUUUGAUCAAUGGCAUAGACAUAAUUGAAUUAAAUUCGUCAAUAGUAAAAACAAACGAACCUGCUGUGAUCGAAGGUCCCGUUGUAUUUGAUAAUGUGGUAUAUUCAACUGGGGAUGUUACCUUAUCCGGAAAAAUUCAAGGUGUAGACCUUUCAGAAGAGGCUGUAUUAAAGACUGGAAAUGUUAUUCUAACCGGAAAGAAGAGAUUCACUCAAGACCUUGUUAUUAAUGGCGAUGCUUCCGUUGAUGGUUUAGUUGAUGGAGUCUCAAUUGCAGAUUUAUGCGAAAAUACUUUGGUUGCAAAUAACGAGAGAACAAUAGAACGUUUGACUAUUAAAGGAGAUGUCGUGCUCUCGGAUGACGUUGAAAUUGGAGGAGAUAUAGCCGGAGUUAAUUUUAAAGAGCUUCAAGAGCUGGCUGUUAUGAAGAAUAGCUCACUCAUAGAAUUCUCCGGGCUGAAAACUUUCCAGAAUGUCACUUUAGAUGGGGUAAUAAGACUCGAAGGCAAGCUUGGAGGUGUUGAUUUGAACUUGCUUAAUCAAACUUACAUGAGUUUAACUCGAGAUCAAGAAAUCCCUGCUCAAAUGGACUUUAAUGAGCUUUCGGUUACUGGUACCUUGGCGGUGAAAGACUUUACUACUGCGGAUGGAAGAAUAAACGGAAUUGACAUGAAAAGUCUUAAUGAAAGGAUUCUGAAAAAUGAUGGCUCACAGAUUAUUAAUGCUACAUACUACUUUGAUGAAGUCGUUUUCUUGGAUGACGUAUUUGUAGCGGGAAAAGUAAAUGGUCUUGACAUUCCAAGUGGUUUGAUGCGAAAGAAUCAUGCUAAUUACAUUCAGAGUCCCAAAAUAUUUCAUGAAGUUCUUACAGUGACGGGAGACUUGAAUAUGGAUGAAGGGAAAACGAUCCAAAACGUUGAUGUUUCAAAAUGGAAGGAAAUGACAGUCAUGAAGGAUGGGGGUUCUUUUAAUGUUGCCGGAAUCAAGACUUUCAACGAAUUGAUUAUUAACGAUGCGAGAGUUGAAGGUCUUGUUGACGGAUUAAAGAUUUCCGAUGAAAGCUUGCUGAUGACCUAUGGCGACCAAACUGUUACAGGAACGAAAACUAUAUUCGGAGAUGUAGAAAUGAAGAGAUCCCUUACAGUAGCUGGACUUGUAAACGGAACCAAUAUUGAUGAAUUAGCAGCUUCAACCCUCCAACGAAAUCGAAACAAUACUGUCACAGGAUUGAAGUACUUUUCUCAGCCCCUUGUCAUUAAUUCUCUUCAAGCACCAUCAGUCUCUGGAAUAAAUGUUGCAGAACUUCAAAGCAAAGUGCAUAGAACUCUCGAUGCCACUGCCCUCCAGAAUCGACUCGACGAAUUGGAAGGGGUUGUUGCGAAUAUGCAGGAAGCAUUUGCCAAUCAAGCCAUAGUGUUCCAGUACUACGAAACCUUUCAAGUUUUUGCCAUACCCACUGCGUAUAAAUGGAAGUAUGUCGCUGGAGAGGAUGUUGGAGAACUUCUUCUAUUAGCAGAUUUUUCCAGCUCGAAAGCUCAGUGUACAAGCAUCCGUAUUUUCUCGUACUUUCAAAUGGAUGAUUCCUUUGUACCUAUAGCAGGCGAAUUAACAGCUUCACAUGCUGUGUCGAUGCAGAGCGUUUUUGCUUGGGGUAGAACUUACCUAUUUGUAGCCAAUCAAGUUCCGGAACUCAGCUGUUCCAAUACGGAGUACUCUGCAGGUCUCGGAAAUGCCACAGGAGACAUCUACAUAUGGCAAGAUAAUAGAUUUGAACGUUUUGACACUUUGCGAGUUGCUUCAGCGAUUGAUAUGGUAGCAUUUUACGAUGGCACUCGACUAUGUGUGGUGUACAUUGAAAUGCAAAAUGUCGAUGUUUAUUGCUCAAGUGGAAAGCAAGAAAAAUUUGUAAAGCGAGAAACUUUGCAAACCAAAGGUGGGCGAAAGGUAUCUAUCGUGAAAUAUGGAAAUCGAAUUGCUUUGGCAGUUAUUGCGGAAGAUGUUUUCAGCACGAGACAGUACUACGCAGAAAAUCGGCGGUCAGUGGAAAUCUACUUUUGGGAUGCCGAAAUGGCUACAUUCUCCAGUUCAGUGCAAACUAUCAUGUCAACAUUUGCCCAAUCAGUAUCGUUUAUUCAACAUAUGGAUGAAUACGGAUCGCAACUGUUUCUUGCGAUAUCAGAAGGAAGCAUUCCGAAGAUCCAUAACGAACCAAAAAUUCAAAUUUAUAGAUAUGAUGUCCUGAAUAGUCGACCAUUCCAAAUGUAUCAAGGACUAGAGGAUUCUGGAGAGCUUGAAUGUCUCACUUUAUCAACAAAGGAAGUGCUGCUGUACGUGCUGAGCUCUAGGAACGGAAAAGCAAAUAUUUAUCAAUUCAAAGGAGCGUCUGGUUUUGUUAAAAUCGAUGCCAUAAUAGCGAUUGGUUCAGUUAACAUUCAUCCAUUCAUCCGUCAAGAUCCCGCAGACAGAAUAAAUCACUACGUUGCACUUGUUGGACCGCAUGCAGCCAUGGCUCAACCUACGCAAGGGGUGGAUUAUGCUAAAAUUCUCAAAUCGAAGAUGAAAGGAAUCAUUCCAUUUUUAAACUAUAUUUAA